ACCAACCACAACGUCAGUGGGCCCCUGAAAGAAAUUACCGAAGUCACACUCAAUGAUUAGGUUUUUUUAAUAUUUUUGUUUCUAGAUUUAGAUAUUUUUUUAAUUUUUUUUCACCCUUCCACUUCACGGCCGCAAUUACUUCCAUGCACCAGAGUCUCAGUGGGGUAAAAGGGACCGGAAGUCGGAAACCGCUGUACUGUAGAGAUUAAAAAUUCCGUUUUCGUUCCAGUAUCCCAUCGUCGAACGAUUCCUCCUUAUUCCCUUCUCUCUGCACGCUGUAAAACAUUCCUCUCUUUCUUUAUCCCCAUCCCUGAUUCAAAGAUAUCUCAUCUCCUCCCCUUUCGAAGCACCCGAUCGUGCUAGAUCAAAAACCUAAUUCCUUUCCUCGCGACUUCCGUCGCCUCUCCUCGUUCUCGGUUCGCGGAAUCGGUGGAGGGUUCUUGGGGAAUUCGUAGAUUCGGGCCAGAGUUAGGGUUUUCAGAUUUCUUGAUUUGAAUUGUUGAGGUUUUCUUGGUUGGGGAAAGGAUCGAUGGCGGCGGAGGGGGAGGACGUGGAGUACGAGAGCGAUCCCGAGGAUGCGCCGCUACCGUCGAUGCGGCGGAGGGAGGCAAGCGACGACGAGGACGGGGAGGGUUCGGACGGGAGAGGCAAAACGACGAGGAGGGAUUCUAGGGUGGGGAUUGGAUCUGAUGGCGAGUCGGACGGUCAGGGCGGAGCCCAGGUGUAUGAAGAUGACGAGGAAUUCGAUGACGAGGAAUUAGAGGCGGAGGAAGAAGUGCAGGAAGAACUCGAAGAGGAAGGAGCAGAACUUGAGGAGAGUGCUGGUGAAGCGGGAGGGCGUCAUGGUCCUGUAGGAAAGACUGAAAGCCCUGCCGAGGGGUGGCCGCUGGUAGAACCAGCUGGAGAUGGCCGGAGAUCUGGUGGGGAACCAGUGGGAUAUCGGGGCAAGAAUCAAGUGGAAGAGGAGGAGAAGAAGGAGAACGAGCCGUAUGCGGUGCCGACUGCUGGUGCUUUCUACAUGCAUGAUGAUCGCUUCCAAGAAAAUGGCCGGGGUCGCCACAGGCGUAUGUUUGGUGGGCGGAAAUUGUGGGACCCAAAAGAUGACCGUGCCUGGGUGCAUGAUAGGUUUGAAGAGAUGAACUUGCAAGAUGCACAUUAUGAUGAGGAAAGGAGAAGAUCCAGAGGUCGAUUUAGAGGCCGUGGUAGUGGCAAAAGAAGGGGUAGUGAUCGUGGUUAUGCUAGAGGUAGCAGAUCUCAUGCUUACUAUGGUGAUGGUGGCAACCCAAGCCGUGCUCCAAAGACUGUAAGAGGGAGAGGGCCAAAAUAUUAUGAACCUCUUCCAAAACGUAACAGCGAGAUCCCUGCAAUUCAAAACAAGCAAUGUGUAAAACCUCAAGAGCCAACAGCCAAUGCUAAUGCAGGGAGACCCUCUUCGCAAACCUCAAAUGUGCAACCAGAACCAGUAGUUCCUAGGAAGCAAGUUUUUCCUUCGAGUUUAAGCUCUGCUUCUCCUCCGUUUUACCCCUCUGGGUCAGCCAGUCAAGAUAUCUCCAUGACUCAGAAAGGCAACGCACAAUUUGGAAGUGCCAACAAGACACUGUCAUCUUCGAUGCAGAUGGAGGAUAAUUUUUCAGCUUCACAAUCUGGUUCAUUGUCAAGAGGGAAAAUGAUUGUUGAUUCCCUAGCUCAUGAUAGAUUAUGUGUUGAUGAUUCUUUUCGACGAGUUGCUGGAAAAGCGAUGGCUGGUUCCCCAUUGCAGUCUUCUGGCUUUUCUUUUUCGUCGACCAAUGCUGGUCAAUCUUCAAGUUCCAGGGUUCAGGGGAGGGGUGUAAGCAUCGGUGGACUGCCAAAUAAUCAAUCUGCCUUGUCACUUGAUCAAGCUGCAAGAAUUUCUGCUCAAAUCCAGCCCCCAAUAGUUCAACAGAGACCAGUUCAAACUCCAAAUCAACCUGCAUUACGAAUUUCCCCUCAGCAGUUUGGUCAGCGGUCUGGCAGUGGAAAUCAAGCUUCCUCUUCAUCUCAACCUCAAUCAACAAAUUCAUCUGAAGCUGGAGAGACUGAUUCACCUCCAGGAUCAAGUAAAUCCAAGACGGCAUUGAUUGGAAGCAGUAAAACUAGCAGUCAAGGAACUGGAAGGGGCUCUGUUCAGUACAGUGGAGCUCAGGUUAUUGGAGCAACUGGGACUGUGGGCCUUGCCCAUGCUGACCAGAGCUUUCCUGGUACUCCAGCACUGUUGCCAGUUAUGCAAUUUGGUGGCCAACAUCCUGGUGGUCUUGGGGUUCCUGCUGUCGGUAUGGCCCUGCCAGGAUACGUCGCUCAACCACAGCUUGGUUUUGGGAAUUCUGAAAUGACUUGGGUGCCAGUAUUAGCUGGUGCUGCUGGGGCUUUAGGGGCAUCAUAUUGCUCGCCCUAUAUAGCACUUGAUGGUAGUUAUAUUGCCCGUCCUUCAGGACAGACAUCUUCAUCAGUUUCUUCCAGGGAAACUAGUGCAACUAAAUCUGCUAGUUCCUGGAAAUCUCCUCAGAGACCUGAGAUAGUGAAUGAUGAAUUUGGGCAACACCAGAACAAGCCCCGUAGCAGAUAUUCAGAGAUGAACUUUGGCCAGUGAAGUACAUCCGUAAGCUUGUGUUUGAAUAAGCACCUUAAGGCCCAUUUCCUAGCCCUCUGUGAUUUUCACCUAUCUGGAGCGCUUUGGGCUACCUAGUGUCCCAAAUUAUUCUAGCUACAUAACGCCUGUUAUUGCUCGUUGCUGUGUGAGAACAUAUUAUGCAGCAGGGUGGGUGGCACUCUUGUUUGCACCGUGGUAUUGUUUAGUUGUUGAUAGAAGCUUGUGAGAAAUGUGACAAGCUUCUGUUAGGAGUGAAGGGAAGGGUUGAAAAACAAAUUGCAGUGGUUGUUAGGUUUACUUUCUACUAUGUUUUGCCGUGAAGUGUUGUUGGGUAGAACUGCUUGUUAUAUGAGCUAAUAUGCACCUUGUUAAUCUGAUGUACGCUUGGUUAAUUUGACUUGUUAAUCUGAUGUACACUUGGUUAAUUUGAUUGGUGUAUAUAUUAUAUUAUACAGUGCUCGA
Molecule: messenger RNA, 3070 nt
Organism: Elaeis guineensis (African oil palm)
Lineage: Eukaryota; Viridiplantae; Streptophyta; Magnoliopsida; Arecales; Arecaceae
Product: protein MLN51 homolog
Biological process (GO): mRNA processing
Cellular component (GO): exon-exon junction complex
Molecular function (GO): mRNA binding
Source: RefSeq, a predicted model, not a curated record